Messenger RNA from Etheostoma cragini (Arkansas darter), 1768 nucleotides. RefSeq names its product cytochrome P450 3A40-like. The record is from RefSeq and is a predicted model, not a curated record. Bases 208 to 1716 code for a protein of 502 amino acids. Gene Ontology annotation, molecular function: oxidoreductase activity, acting on paired donors, with incorporation or reduction of molecular oxygen, reduced flavin or flavoprotein as one donor, and incorporation of one atom of oxygen; iron ion binding; steroid hydroxylase activity. The transcript has 13 exons. NCBI's taxonomy places the organism in Eukaryota, Metazoa, Chordata, Actinopteri, Perciformes, Percidae.
AGUGUAAAACAUGAUGAUAAUGAGUGCCGCUUGGUCUCUUUUUGUCAAUGAUUCACAAGACCUUGCCGCCUGCCAUUGGUUCAACUCUCACACACUGGCUACUCACGCAACAGAGCGGAGCUGCAGGAUAUAAAAACCUCUGGUCGUGAUUUGGGGCUUGAUGUGUUUUUGUGCUGUCGUUGAAGGUAGGGAGAAAAACACGCAAAGAUGGGCUUCUAUUUCUCCACUGAGACAUGGACCCUCCUGGUGGCUUUCAUCACACUGAUCUUUGUGUAUGUCUGCUGGCCAUUUGGAACAUUUAAGAAGAUGGGUGUCCCUGGUCCCAAACCAAUCCCUUUUUUUGGCACAAUGCUGGCAUAUAAAAAGGGAUUCACCGCCUUUGAUGAAAUGUGCUUCAAGAAAUAUGGGAAAACAUGGGGCAUUUUUGAUGGCCGUCAGCCCGUGCUGUGCAUCACGGAUCCUGCCAUAAUCAAAACUGUUCUGAUAAAGGAGUGUUACUCUCUCUUCACUAAUCGCAGAAACUUCCGUCUGAACGGACAACUGUACGAUGCUGUGUCCAUCGCUGAAGAUGAUCAGUGGAGGAGGAUCCGCAGUGUCCUUUCUCCUUCCUUUACCUCAGGAAGACUGAAAGAGAUGUUUGGCAUAAUGAAGCACCACUCUGCUAACCUGAUCAGCAGCAUGAAAAAGAAGGCAGACAAGGAUGAGCCCUUAGAGCUAAAGGAGUUCUUUGGACCCUACAGUAUGGAUGUAGUAACCAGUACAGCCUUCAGUGUCGAUAUAGACUCACUCAACAACCCCUCAGACCCUUUUGUCACUAACAUCAAGAAGAUGCUGAAGUUUGACUUCUUUAACCCUAUCUUCCUCAUUGUUGCUUUCUUCCCCUUUAUGGGUCCUGUUUUGGAGAAGAUGGAGUUUUCCUUUUUCCCUGUGGCUGUCACAGAUUUCUUUUACGCUGCACUGCAGAAGAUCAAGUCUAAUCGGGAACAAAGCAGUCAAAAGAGUCGAGUGGAUUUCCUUCAGCUGAUGAUUGACUCCCAGAAAAACAAUGACCUCAGUAAAGUGGAACAGGAUAAAGGUUUAACCGAUCAUGAGAUCCUUUCUCAAGCAAUGAUUUUUCUCUUUGCUGGCUAUGAAACAAGCAGCAGCUCUCUCUCUUUCUUGGCUUACAAUCUGGCCACAAACCCUCAUGCCAUGAAACUGCUGCAGGAGGAGGUCGACUCCACCUUCCCCGAUAAGGGUCCUGUUGAAUACCAGGCUCUGAUGCAGAUGGAAUAUCUAGACUGUGUCAUCAACGAGUCUCUCCGAUUGUACCCCAUUGCCCCACGCAUUGAGCGUGUAGCCAAGGCAACUGUGGAGAUAAAUGGCCUUGUGAUUCCAAAAGGUAUGGUUGUUAUGGUACCCACAUGGCCCCUGCACCGGGACCCUGAUCUGUGGUCUGAGCCAGAGAAGUUCAAACCUGAGAGGUUCAGCAAGGAAAACAAGGAGACUAUUGAUCCGUACACUUACAUGCCUUUCGGGGCAGGACCAAGGAACUGCAUUGGAAUGCGAUUUGCUCUGGUGAUGAUGAAACUAGCAAUGGUGGAGAUCCUGCAGAGAUACAGCUUCUCUGUGUGUAAGGAGACCGAGAUCCCCUUGGAACUGGACAUCCAGGGCCUGCUGAUGCCAAAACGACAAAUCAAACUGAAAUUGGUGCCACGUUCUGAAUCCAGAAACUAAAACAAUAUAAAGGAUUAUACUUUUAGCUAUGUUGUGUACAGGCCUUCUGUGA